This is a messenger RNA of Dissoconium aciculare CBS 342.82, 2022 nucleotides long. Its product is annotated as vacuolar protein sorting-associated protein Vps17. Lineage: Eukaryota; Fungi; Ascomycota; Dothideomycetes; Mycosphaerellales; Dissoconiaceae. Bases 1 to 2022 code for a protein of 673 amino acids. Gene Ontology annotation, molecular function: phosphatidylinositol-3-phosphate binding. Gene Ontology annotation, biological process: intracellular protein transport; retrograde transport, endosome to Golgi. Gene Ontology annotation, cellular component: endosome; retromer, tubulation complex. The transcript has 3 exons. The record is from RefSeq and is a predicted model, not a curated record.
AUGAGCAGCAGCAACAACCGUGGGUACAGCAGCAACAGCAGCAGCAGCAGUGCCGUCUUCGAUUCGGGAGACGUCGCAACAGCAGUGGUAGCAUCAUCGUCGUCAACGAGCGCCAGUCCCGCCUCAAGCAGCAAGGGCAAGGCCGCCGUCUCGCCCGAACCAUACAACCUUCGAUUCCAACGCCGCCAAUCCGAGCGCGCAUUCCUCGAGGGUCAAUAUCGUGUCACUUCCCCCAGCAUGGAAUAUCCUUCAGGCGCAUCUCCAUGGGCCUCGUCUCCGGAAGCAAGUCGAGCUAGCUUCAGUAGCGAUGUCCCGCGAGAAGACCUGCCUGCACCAGCCGUACAAGACCUUCAGCACGACGAUGCGCUUCCCGUGCAGGGCAGCAACGGCGAACGUGCCCAUGCGUCGCCAUACUCCUAUCAGCCAGGACUGGAGAGCAAUUGGUCUCCCGAACAGCAGCAGCAACAACAACAACAACAGCAGCAGCAGCAGGAGUACUACGGAGCAGGCGAUGACAACCGGCGACCGCAGUCUGGGAGAUACCACAAUGUGCCAGUACAGCAGCCUCAACAGAGACAACAUUUGCCGCAAUACAAGUUGCAAGCGAAGAUCGCAGGUCUGGAGAGGACUGGCAAGAAGGACCUGAUACUACGCUUCGAUGUCUACACGAACCUGCCCAAAUUCCGCACGACUCAAUUCCGUGAUGUCCGCCGUACGCAUUCGGAAUUUCAGAAGUUGGCCUCGCAUCUCACAGCAUCAAACCCCGAGGCCCUGGUGCCUGCCGUCCCGCCGGCGGCCUCCAGCGCAGGCAUGGGCACUGAGGAGGACGAGAACCGCACCAAGACUGCGAUACAACGAUGGCUCAAUGUCGUUUGCUCCAACGACGUUUUGAUGCGGGAUGAAGAGAUGGUCUUUUUCGUCGAGAGUGAUUUCGGUUAUAGCCCUGUGGUGAGGAAGCGACAGCCGGCGACAGGGAUGCGCAGGAAAGUUUUGAAGCAGUUCGCGCCACCACCUGACAACACCCCGGAGCUGCUGGAGAGCAGGCCGAUCGUGAAAGGAUUCUAUCUUGGUUCAAUGGACAGUCAGCAGAAAAUUGAUCGGGUGGUCAAGAAUCGGAGAUCUCUCGGUGUGGCCGAGUCUGAUUUUGGCAACAAACUAGCGACGCUCGCAACACAGGAAGCUCAUCCCGGACUCGCGAACGCUUAUCGAAAAUUGGGCAAGGUUGUGCAAAACACUGGCGACUUUCACGCUGCCCAAGGCACCGCCGAAGCCGCGACAUUGUCCGACCCAUUCGCCUACCACAGCAGCGACGCCUUCAUAGUCAAGGAGACGCUCACCAACCGCCACAUUCUCCUUCGCGAGCUCACCCAAGCCCAGCAGCAGACCCGCAGCAAGCUCUCCGCCGCCGACCGGCUGAAAGCGUCCUCCAGCGUGAAGCGCGACAAAGUCGACGAAGCGAUCUCCGCCCUCGACGAAGCGCGCAGCCACGAACAAUACCUGGACCAGAAGACCCAGCGCGUGACCCAGAACCUGCUGAACGAGAAGCGGAAAUGGUUCGCGCGCACGGCCGCCGACAUGCGCACCAGCAUCCGCGAGUACGUCAUUCGCCAGAUCGAAGCCGAACGCCGCACCCUCGCCAACCUGGAACAGGUGCGCCCGGAAGUCCGCAACAUCGAUGCCUCGGGCGGCCUCAGCCGUCUCGGCCGCGAGAGCCAUCCGAUCAUCCGGAAAUCCACCAUGGCGUCGAGCCAAGGUCCCAAGGGCGACGCGUGGUCCGGCGUCCCGCGCCGGCCAGACGGCCUCAACCGCAGCAUCAGCGGCGGACAGCCCGGGGAUCCUGCCGCCGCCGGCGCUGCUGCUGAAAACGCCGAGGGCGAGGGUCCCGGUGCGGACAGUGCUGCCGGCGGUCGGAAGCGCGCCACCAGCGGGGCGAGUAGCCUCAACAAAGUCGCGGAGGAAGAAGAUGACGAUCGGGUGGAUGCCCGGAAUGCGGCGAGUCGGCUGGCGCAGACGACGUUCUAG